AUGGGAAUUCAAGGCUUUUCAAAAUGGAUAAGAAAGCAGUAUGAUGAAUUUGUGUGGCCUGUCAAGGAAGGAUUCUUUGAAAAAAAUCCUACAGCUCGUGUAGAUAAUUUUUAUAUCGAAAUGAAUGAAAUUAUUCAUGAAAUUAUUCAAAAAAAUUUGGGAACAAUUGUAGAAGUCAACAAAAUUUUUAGUGCAAUAUGUGACUACGUAAAUAAAUUAGUUUUAAUGGUUAAACCAAAGAAAUCAAUUUUCAUUGUAGUGGAUGGGGUUGCUCCAAGAGCCAAGAUGAAUGAACAACGCAGUAGACGGUUUAAAGCAACAUAUGAAGGAUUUGACACAAACUCUGUUACACCAGGAACGAUAUUUAUGGAAAAAUUUUCAAGCUAUUUUAAAGAAUUCAUUCGUAACAAAAUUAAAAAUGAUGAUACUUGGAAAUGUGUAAAAAUCAUAUACUCGGGCCAUGACGUGCCAGGCGAAGGAGAACAUAAGAUAAUAAAAUACAUUCGUAAUUCUGAAUCAAAAUCAGAUUGCAUCUAUGGAAGGGAUUCAGAUCUAAUUUUAUUGGGGCUUCUGCAUUAUAAACCAAAUCUUAAAAUACUUAGUAGUAAUGAAUUCUUUUUACCAGGCACAAACCUAAAUCCUUCAAAAACUUUUGAAUUAAAGUUCUUAGGAACUUUACGUAAAAAAAUAACGGAAGAAUUUUCAAAACUUUGGGAACCUAAGCCACUUUCUUUUGAAUUUAAAAUUGAAAGCAUAAUAAAGGAUUUUAUUUUAUUGGUACAUUUUAUGAGUAAUGAUUUUAUACCGAUGUUGCCUAAUAUUAAUGGAGGGCUUGAUUUUAUUAUUCCGACUUAUAAAGAGAUAUUAAAAGAAAGUGGAGGUUAUAUUAACGAUGCUGGAAGCUUAAAUAUACGAAGACUCGAAAUGAUUUUUAAGAAAUUGAGCAUUUGUGAAAAAGAAUUGUUCAAACCAAAUAAAUUUAUUGAAGCAGAAAGUGAGAAUGAAGAAUUUCUUAGAUGGAAACAAAAGUAUUAUAGGAAUAAGAAAAUGAUUAAAGACGGCCAAGAUCAAAAAUUUUUAAUUAAAUCAUACAUUGAAGGGUUACAAUGGGUACUUUAUUAUUAUGAAGGUGAACUAAAAUCUUAUAGAUGGUUUUACCCUGAACAUCAUUCACCGCUUAUAUCAGACUUGGAAACUAUUAAAAUAAAAAAUUUUGAGAGUGAAGGUUACUAUAAGCCUUUUGAACAACUAAUGUUUGUAUUGCCUCCUAGGAGUAAAGAGCUUUUACCAGUAGCAUACCAGUUUUAUACCGACGAGAAUAGAACCGAUAACCUUCCAUUUAUUAACGAACAAACACUAUUAUCUGUGUUAAGAUCUGUAGAAGACAAUCUGACAAGUGAAGAAAGACUGAGAAAUGUGUUUAGAGACGCAAUCAUUUUUGAAUAUGAUAAUUCAAGCAAAGAAGUCAAAAUGAUAUUAAUGAACAGUCAUAUAACUUAUGCUAAUAAUUAUAAUGAAAUUACAUUUUCAGUUUCAGAAUACGGAUUUCCACAAAGUGUAAAUCAAUAUAGAGAUGGUACACUUCUGAUAACCGCAAAUAAAGAUAGAUAUGGUUAUUCUACGACGUGUUAUAAUGAUUCGUAUAAUGGAAGUGUUAUAGAUUGGCAUGGCAUAGAAACAAGGUACCGGAUAAGUGCAGUCAAAAUAUUAAUAAUUCCAACCAUUUCAGAAAUUCAAACUAAUAUUUCAAAAAAUUUGUUGCCUCAACAAUUUAACUUUAAUUAUCAAGAUUUUGAUUACCUAAUUAAUGAGAUUGUUGAUGUAAUUAAUUGUUUGGAAUAUAAAUUUUCAAAAUUUGGUGCCCUACUUCUGAAUAUUGCGAUAAUAAUUCUCAAAACUUUUCAAAAUGUUUCCGAAUUACAUGAUGAAUUUAUCUGUGGAGUAACGAUAUUUCCAUCUCUAUGCGCAUCAUCAACGAUAAAUAAAAAUGGAGAGUUUAUGACAGCUUGGAUAAAUUCAUCAUUUGUGUCUUGGUCUAAAUAUAAAAUUUCGCAAUCUGAUGGCAUCGUGACUCUAGUAUCGAAUGGCAGCAUCAAUGCAGCAAAUGGAUAUAGUAUUUCAACUUUAUCUGUAUUUGACACAAUAGAUGGCUAUCAUGCUAUUGUUUAUGUUGAACAAAAUGAAACAUAUUUUGAUACUUAUGGUUGGAGAAACAAUGCUUUUUUUAAAAAUUCAAGUUUAUUGUUUUAUCCUGAUGAUCCAAUUUUACUUUUAUAUGUACAUAUCGUUAAAGAUGAGUUGGAACAAUCAACAGAACAAAGUUUACUUUUCUCAUCUUCUGAAAGAUUACUUUCUGGAGCUUAUCAACUUUAUUGCAAAGCAGGUUUUACCUCAUCUGAUUUCCAAAGUAAUGUUUGCACUGUGUAUUUAAAUUAUGAGAGUAAUUAUACUAAAUAUGAAAGAAAAAUUGAACUAAAAUAUAUUACAUUUUCAACGUCCGGAUCUGUCAUUAGAAUAGGAACACUUUCAAAAACUAUAAUAGACUAUUAUGAUAAAGCUACUAUUUUUCCGUUAAAAUAUGGUGGUUUUUUUUCAAUCAAUGAUAAUUCUAGUAGUUCUAUUCUCGAUGAUCGAUGUGAAAUCUAUGAUGUAAAUGGAACAUUUGAUUCUUUCUGGGAUAUACCACUAAAUUUAACUACAAAUAAAUAG
Messenger RNA from Dentiscutata heterogama, 2709 nucleotides. Lineage: Eukaryota; Fungi; Glomeromycota; Glomeromycetes; Diversisporales; Gigasporaceae. The record is from the annotation of a GenBank genome assembly.